Messenger RNA from Nerophis ophidion (straightnose pipefish), 5356 nucleotides. Its product is annotated as kinase suppressor of Ras 1-like. Bases 360 to 3311 code for a protein of 983 amino acids. The transcript has 21 exons. Gene Ontology annotation, molecular function: ATP binding; protein kinase activity. Gene Ontology annotation, biological process: protein phosphorylation. The record is from RefSeq and is a predicted model, not a curated record. NCBI's taxonomy places the organism in Eukaryota, Metazoa, Chordata, Actinopteri, Syngnathiformes, Syngnathidae.
GCCCCAUGAUGUUCCCAACAGCUGACAGACGGUGAAAGCCACUAGCAGAGAGCUGUCUGUUGGGGGAGAAGAGGACUCUCUUGUCGUUAAACUACGGGCUUCAUCGUCACGUCAAGGGACUUUUCAACAACCUUCCUCGCGUCGAGCGUCCUAUCUCGGACUAAACAACAGAACUAAAGGCAUUGUUCAGCAGUUUUGGAAGCGAGGGGACAUUGGCGCAGUCAGGUGCUUCCUUUUCCACAAUAAGUCGCCGGAGCUGCUGCAUACAUGUCGGAUUGUUAGCCGUUGCCGCUUCCCAACCAGCCCUCCCAACCCUCCCAACCCUCCAAGCCCUCCCAGCCCAGCCCAAAUGCCGAGGAAUGGAUAGUUUGUCGAGCAUGGUCGAGAGUGACGAGAAGCCGGAGAGGGACAGCGGUGGCGGCGAUGGAGGAGACUUAAUAGCCAUGGCCGCGCUCCAACAGUGCGAGCUGAUCCAGAACAUGAUAGAUAUCUCCAUCUCCAGCUUGCGGGGGCUCAGGACCAAAUGCGCCGCGUCCAACGACCUCACUCAGCAAGAAAUCCGCACACUGGAGGUGAAGCUGGUGAAAUACAUCUGUAAACAGCUGCAGUGCAAGCUUAAAGUGCCAGAGACAGAGAGGCCUGAGGCCUUGGACAGCUACCCCCGUUUGCGAGACUGGCUUCGCACCAUUAACCUUCGACCAGAACUUAUCGAGGUAGUGGAAGCAAAGGUUUCCCUGGAUGCCUUACUACAGAUGGCAGGUGCUCAAGUGAGGGACACAAUGCAAAGGCUUGGCUUCACUUCAGAAGAAUGUUCCCGACUAAGUGAUGCCUUCUCCUGCCUAAAGAGUGCUGCUGAAUCUGGUGGCGAACUGAAGGAAGACAGCACUGCUUGGUUGUCUGAGCCUACCAGAAGGGACAGUGGUUCUCUGCUGUCUGCAGACCAGCUAUCAAGCCUGGGCAAUCCACUCCGGCCCCACAGCCCCUCACCUCUAGCUCGCCCAUCCACUAUCCAUUCAACGCCCUCUACACCCUGUGCUACUUUUGCUCAUCCCUACCUGGGCUCUGUGUCGGCGGUACACACACCCGAGGGGCAGAUGCCACAAUUUCUCAGCGAAAGCCCCCUCACGGAUCCAUUUCCCAUGUCCUUAGCACGCUCAGCCCGGCUCCAUGGACACACUUCCACCCCACCUAUAACGCCACCCUCAAAGCGGCGCCACCGACUGAAACCUCCUUGCACCCCUCCGCCUCCAUCCCGUAAAGUGCUACAACUCCUCCCCAACAUCACCCUCACACGCAGCAAAAGCCACGAGUCGCAGUUGGGCAACCGCAUCGAAGACCCACUCACCAACAAAUGUGUCAAAAAGAAUAAAGUGCUCCUGAAUAUGCAAGUCAAUGGGAACGGGCAUGAUGACAUGCACUCUCGCUACCCUGUUUUACCUGUACGAACCUCUGGAGUCCUCCCAGCUGCAACCACUGCGCCUUACACCCUCCCUGGCACACCUACCCUGUUGGAGGAGCGUAGCUUCAUUAAGAAUAACAUGCCAGUGCGCCGUAGCUCUCCCCAAGCAGUUAGGAGGGACAUCGGGCUUGCUGUCACACACCGAUUUUCCACCAAGUCCUGGCUCUCGCAGACAUGUCAGGUGUGCCAGAGGAACAUGAUGUUCGGGGUUAAGUGCAAACACUGUCGAUUAAAGUGUCACAACAAAUGCACAAAGGAAGCCCCAUCCUGCAGAAUCUCUUUUCUUCCAAUCGCCAAAAUUCGAAGGACAGAAUCCGUGCCGUCUGAUAUAAACAACCCAGUAGACCGACCCUCUGAAGCACCACAGUUUGGCACCCUACCGAAGGCCCUUACCAAAAAGGAUCACCCUCCUGUCCUCAACCAGCUGGACUCUAGCAGCAACCCGUCCUCCACUACCUCGUCCACGCCCUCCUCACCAGCACCCUUUCAACAGAGUAAUCCUCCGAGCGCCACACCGCCGCCCAACCCAUCCCCCAAAGGUCAUCGGGACAGUCGCUUCAACUUCCCAGCCGCCUGCUACUUUCAGCAUAGACAGCAGUUUGUCUUUCCUGAUGUUUCCAGUCCUGUUACUUUACACCCGGAUGUUCUCCAAGACACAGUUAGUGAGAUUGAACAAUCAGUGGAUGACAUACAUGAUGAGCUGAUUGAAGAUGAAGAUGAAGAGGAAGACGAGGAGGACAUUGAGGUGGAAGAAGAAGACCCUGAGCUUGAAGAGGACAAUGAGGAUGACGAGGAGGAGAACGAUGAUGAAGAGGAUGAUGAGAACGAGGACGAGAUGCGGAUGAACAUGGGCUCUGAUAGUGAGUGCGAAGGUGACAAGCUGGACGAUCUGCCCUGCCCUCGAGGGAAUCAGUGGAAGGUCCCCAUUUCCCGCAUAGCCAGCCAGACCAGUGUAUACCUGCAGGAGUGGGACAUCCCCUUUGAGCAGCUGGACGUUGGAGAACUCAUAGGGAAGGGCCGAUGGGGCAAGGUGCACAAAGGUCGGUGGCACGGCGAGGUGGCCAUCCGACUUCUGGAGAUUGACGGGAACAAUCAGGACCACCUGAAGCUCUUUAAAAAGGAAGUGAUGAAUUACAGGCAGACGAGACACGAAAACGUGGUGCUUUUCAUGGGGGCCUGCAUGGCCCCGCCCCACUUAGCCAUCAUCACCAGUUUCUGUAAAGGGAGGACGCUGUAUUCUGUCGUGAGAGAUACUAAGAACACUUUGGAUAUCAACAAGACCAGACAAAUUGCCCAGGAAAUUGUAAAGGGCAUGGGAUACCUGCACGCUAAAGGCAUCGUCCACAAAGACUUGAAGUCAAAGAACGUGUUUCACGAUACCAACAAGGUUGUGAUCACUGAUUUUGGUCUUUUUGGGAUCUCUGGAGUUGUUCAGGAAGGAAGGCGGGAGAAUCAACUAAAACUUCCACAUGGCUGGAUUUGUUACUUGGCGCCAGAAAUUGUGCGCAAAAUGAGCCCCGGUAACAAUGAGGACCGACUUCCUUUCUCCAACGCAGCAGACGUGUAUGCCUUUGGCACAAUUUGGUACGAGCUCCAAGCAAGGGACUGGCCAAUCACCAACCAGCCUGUGGAAGCAACCAUAUGGCAGGUUGGGAGUGGAGAAGGUAUCAAAAAGAUCCUGGCAGAGAUCAGCCUGGGGAAAGAAGUCACUGAGAUCCUCUCGGCCUGCUGGGCGUACGAGCUGCGUGACCGGCCCACUUUCACGCAGCUGGCCGAAAUGCUGGAAAAGUUGCCCAAGCUCAACCGAAGGCUGUCUCACCCCGGGCACUUCUGGAAGUCUGCGGAGUUGUAGCAGCACACUUAAGCAAUGCAACACAAAGCCUGGGACUGCCUUGCAUGCUCCUGAAUAUUUAACGCCCGCAGGAUUGUUCAAAGCAUUGCCUCCGACUCUCUGCUUCCACUUCUUCUUGUCUCCUUCCUGACAUGCGCACCUCUGGCCUGCAAAGUUGUCUCUUAUUUUUCCUCCCUUCUUUGUUUUGGCCUUUCAGUUCUUAACUUUGAGGCUUUUGAAUGAUUCUGUGUGUUCGUUUGUUUGUUUUUUUGUGUGUGUGUGCGUGCUCACCACCUCUACUCACCGAGUCCUUCCCUUUGCAAACACACACACACACACACACUGCAGGACAUGGAAUGCACACACAGCAACCUUUAGUUGACCCCCCUGAAGGUUUGGCAGCCAUGAGGGAGGUUGCUUGCGUGACGUGGGCUCACUUCAUUAGACUCCACGUUGAACACUGAUUGCAUGUGAUGCGUGACAAUGUUGAGCUGCGUGCACACGCACACGCAGUAUGCACUUUGUCAGCAGGAUUUCAAACAAGCUCCUCAGAGAUAUUUGGUUUGGCAUAUCUACUGUUUUCUGGAAUUUAAAGGGAUGUUAUUAUUUUUGGAACGUGGGUAAAUUAGUGAACCAACCAAGAUGGCACAUUCUUGCUUUUUAAAAAUGUUUUUUUUGGGGAUAUAUAUAUAUUUUUUUUUCCUGAUUAUUUAAGGAAGCAAGCAUUUUAAAAUGUAUUUGUAGUUAUCGUUUUUGUUUUUUUCAAUGUUUUUAAAAAAAGAUAUUUAAUUUAGCAAAGCGGGUGUUUUGUAUUUUUUAUUUUUAAACAUUUGUUUUAUGCUGUUUUUUGUGAUAAUUUAGCGACAGAGGCAGUUUUAACUAUGAAUUUUUUUGAUUUUCUAUUAUUCUAUUGUUUUUUUGGGGGAUAAUUUAGUGAAUCAACAUUUUUUGUGUCCUAUGUAAUUUAUUUCUUGAUUCAUCGAAACCCAACAUUUUUGGGGCAUUUUUACAUGUAUUUUAAAAAUGUUUUGGUAAUUUUGUGAACAACCGUUUCAGCUUUUUCUGGCAUUAAAAAAUAGCUUUUUUAAAAAGUUUUAAAUAAAUUAUAGAUUAAAAAAAAUUAAAUAUUGUGUAGCAACCAUUUCUCUACUUUUCGUCAUGAUUUUUUUUUUUUUUUUUAAACAUUUUGUGGGGGUGAUUUAGUGAACCAAAAAACACUAUUUUCGGUGAACUGAACAUUACAGCAUUUUUCAAAGUGAUGUACAUUGUAUCAUUUAAAUUAAAAUUAUACAUAUUUGGGAUAAUUCAGUCCAGCUGGCCUUUUCUGGCACAUAUUUAAAAUUAAAUUUUAAUAUUGUUUUGUGUGUGUGUGGGUGGGGGGUAGUUAUGUGAAUCAACCAUUGCAGUGGUUUUGGUGUUUUUUUUUCUUUCUUAUUUUAUGAAAUGUUUUCCAUCUCUAUUCAGCAUCCUCCCAUUAAGUAAACAUACUAUUUUAAUAAUCCUUAUUUAUGGUCAAUUGGUUCCACUCUGUCAAGUGCACCUUAAGUUUUUUUAACAGCAGCUGAAAAAAAGAAAAGAAAUUCAGGACCUCAGCACAAAAGUGUCCUCUAUGUUCCUAAACGUUACCUCUUGUGUGUGUGUUUUUCCUUUGUGAUUGUUUGCUUCACUCGGGUGUGUGUUGUGUAUAAGUGUGCGGCUGAAUGACAUGUUGGAAUACACUGUCAGUUUUGUGUUUGCUAUGGUAAGUACUGUAAAUAACGUAUUUAAUGUACAGCAAUUUAUGACUCUUCAAAUAUUUGUAUGAACAUUUUAUAUGUAAAAUGCAUCACCACAUUUAUUUUGGAUACGUCCCGCUACGGCUGAUACAGAUGUAUAUAUAUUUAUAUUUUUGUCAUGUAUAAAGGCUGUACGAUUUUUUUCUUUUUUUCUUUUUUUUUUCUUAAAUGGGCCAAUACAUUUUUUUUAUGUUGUACAAAUGCAUAUUUUUGUAUUGCAUGUAAAGACCGCACACACAAGUUCUGUUUUCAUCCAUGGAAGACAAUAAAAUGAACGCUUGUCAUGUAAAA